Molecule: messenger RNA, 474 nt
Organism: Symbiodinium necroappetens
Lineage: Eukaryota; Dinophyceae; Suessiales; Symbiodiniaceae
Source: the annotation of a GenBank genome assembly
AUGGCUGCGGAUUUUCCCUCGCUGCUCGGCCAUGUUGAUGAAUGCAUGGAGCAGCGGGCAUCCUUGCUCAGCGCACUACGCGCGAAGCUCGACAAUGCUGACACUAAGCAGCAGCUUCCCCUGCCAAGCGACGAUGGCCCAGUGUUACUCAGCCUGGCCGAGGAGAUAGAGGAAGCGGAGGUCCCAACUGCGCCCACUCUUGCCGUCAUCGAUGUCGAUGACGAGGAGCCGAGUCCGGCUGCAGCGGGAGACGCGGGAUCGGGAGAUGCAUUCUCUGAUGUCAUGGCUCAGCUGGACAGAGGAUUGGAUGCACGGCAGCAGAUGAUUGACGCGCUCAAAGUGCAGCUCAGCAAGUCUGCCGCCCUGCCCAAAGCCAAGACAGGGCCGAGAACCUUUACUCCUCAGGCAGCGCCGAGGAUGCCGGCCCAGGCGUUUGCUUCGCCAUCCGUCACUGCCGCUUCGGGAUACGGAGCU